Molecule: messenger RNA, 2579 nt
Organism: Biomphalaria glabrata
Lineage: Eukaryota; Metazoa; Mollusca; Gastropoda; Planorbidae
Product: probable methyltransferase-like protein 25
Exons: 12
Coding region: 294-1853 (519 amino acids)
Source: RefSeq, a predicted model, not a curated record
AAUGUGGUUGUUUAUCAUUGUUUAUAUUAGGCCUAUAAUUAUAAUUACUAGACUAGAGUCUAGUUUUAGACUCUAGAGUCUAGAUCUAGAUCUAUAUUUUGUUCUGAUUUAUCAAAGAAGUCCUACAAAUACUUGAUCUAGAUCUAACAGUGACAACCGUUCAGCUAGCCGAUGAUCGGUAAAAGAAAUAAGUGUGCUAAAUUUCAGCUUAAUCCGAGAUUGGGUGUGUGUACACAUUUUUUACCAGACAGACAGAUAGAGUGAGUUGAUAUAAGAUUGUGACAACAGAUCAAAUGGAUGAAAAAACAAAUGAAAUGACCACAAACAUUACACAAAGGCAAUCUGGCAAAGAAAAUAAACUCAAACAAUGUCAAGCUGCUAUACAGAAGGUCUGGACAUUCUUGGAGCAAUAUGUUCCUUUUUGCAACACACAUGGGGCAGAGUUUCUAUCACAUGAUCACUGGGAGAAAUACCUGCCUCCUGAAGCACAAAAAGAAUUACUUUGCAUGAGUGAUGAAGAUUUAGUGAAGCUACCUCUGUGUUUUAAUGAAACUGAAACUGCCACAGACUCUCAGUGGUUAUAUUCCUACAUUAAGCAAGCUUACAUGUGCCAUCUUGAAAAUCUGAAUGUCCUGUCAACAUUAUCUGAGGCUGUCAGCGAGAACAGUGGUUUUGAAAAGUCAAGAACUGAAGCCAUGUCCAUUAAAAAAGGACACGAAGUCAGCAUUAUGUCUCAGGCUGUUUCUGCCGUGUUUAAUUCUACUGCUGCUGAUAUGGUUGUGGACGUUGGCAGUGGCAAAGGUUACCUUGGGGCUGAGUUAUCUAGGACAUUCAACAUUCCAGUGCUUGGCCUUGACUCCCAGGAGACCAACACUCAUGGAGCCAAGAGAAGAGAACUGAUACUCAACAAGAGGUUUAAGAAGAAAAAACAACAGAUUGAAACAAACAAUACAAAGACUGAGGUCAGUGUAGCCAGUAAGCAAAGUUGUCUUGACACUUGUAUUACAGAUCAAAACUUAGAGCAGAGAUUACAGUCUGUUAACAAUCUUGAUGAUGUCCCUGUGAAAUAUGUUCCUAUGACUGUAUUUGUUCAACCUGACAUGGGACUUAGAAAUAUCAUUCAACAUAUAGGACCUCAGUUGUGUAGCACUUGCGACAACAUUGAUAGAUUACACUUUGUCUUAACAGGUCUUCACACAUGUGGCAGUCUAGCUGUGACCUUAAUGAAUCUGUUCCUUCAAGACCCUGGUGCUGUUGCUCUGGUGUCGGUUGGUUGCUGCUACCAGCAAAUGGAGGAAGCUCAUUACACUGAUGGUGACCCCACUGACAGCAAACAUUUCCCUUUAAGUAUACUUGGUAAAAAAAUGAAAAUGUAUCUUGGUCGCAAUGCAAGAAAUCUGGCAUCACAGUCAUUACAUAGAAUACAAGCAUCAAAACAGCUCCAAGGUAAAGAUUUCUACUGGCGAGCAUUGCUGGAUGUGAUCAUCAGAAACCUUGGGCUGUCAGUGCCAGAGAAGAUCAAAGGUAUCAGAGGACUGAAUAAAAAAUCUCCCACUUUCAAAGACUAUGCAAUGAGAGCUUUAUCAAUUCUGGGAAUUUCUCCAGAGCUGGUUCCUGAUGACAAUCUUCAUCUGACAGAAACACUGCAUCAAGAUAAUGAGAAGAAAUUGGCAGCACUGUUUCAGGUGAAACUUGUUCUGGCACCUGUCAUAGAGACUUUGAUUCUCUUAGACAGACUUAUGUUUCUGUUGGAACAGGACACUGUGGAGUCCACUCAUUUGGUCAGACUAUUUGAUCCACUCACUUCUCCCAGAUGUUAUUGUCUUCUAUCAGUGAAAACUUCAGGGACGUGACCCAUUGAUGUUAAUAGUUUUAGUUAUUAGAAAUUAUAGAAAUUCCUAAGGUGUUAGACCAGGUUUGUCAUUACACUUCAACAAGGGAAAGAACUGAAUAAAAUAUAUAUCUUACAAAAGUUGCUUCUCAUGCUAGUGAAGUCAACUAGAAAGAAAAAAAAAAGUUAAGUUCCCCUUUCAGACCUUGUCUAUAGGGCAGAUGAUGUAAAGGCCAUCUGUUUCUGUCAACGAAUGUGGUAUUUAGUAUUUUAUUUUUGAGAUUUUUCAAAGCAUUUAUAGUUUAAGAUUUUGAAAAGAUCACUAGAGCAGGUGAUAGUGACACCACUGUUAUGAGGUUAACAAAGAAGUUGUCUUUAGUGGUCUGAUUUAGUUGGACAUGUUUGGUCAUUUUGAGAAGUCAACUGGGGCUAACCCAACCACCCAGUCCAAAACAUGAUGUAGCCUACCAUAAACCAAGCAGACAAACAGUAUUUUAAAAAUCUAUAUAUAGCAGCUUGUGUUUUCAGUUCUAGCUUAAGGUAGUUUGCAGACAAAAUAUUUAAAAUUCAAUCAUAUACCAGUAUUGCAUUUUCAUCUGUAUGUUAAAUUUUGUUGUGACAAUAUAAGUAAAAUUUAUAAUAAAAUUGACAAAGAAUCAAUUUAGUUUUUUUAUUUCUGUGGUAUCGAAUAUAUAAAACUAAUUGUAAGGAGUAUGAAUGUAUGUUCCAAAUAAAAAUCAAAACCGUU